Molecule: messenger RNA, 2030 nt
Organism: Rana temporaria (common frog)
Lineage: Eukaryota; Metazoa; Chordata; Amphibia; Anura; Ranidae
Gene: CIBAR2
Product: CBY1 interacting BAR domain containing 2
Exons: 10
Coding region: 89-985 (298 amino acids)
Biological process (GO): cilium assembly
Cellular component (GO): ciliary transition zone; ciliary basal body
Source: RefSeq, a predicted model, not a curated record
CCCUGACUCUCUGGCUCUGGUCGCCAUGGUGACAACAAUGCCAGACGCCUGAAGACACAGGAAGAGAGUGUCCAACACUGAGCCCAGCAUGAACAUUGUCCUGUCCAGAGAUGCCCAGGUCAAGCUCAUGGAGAACACCGUCUCCAACGCCGAGAAGUACUUUGGGCAGUUCUGCUCCGUCCUGGCGUCCUACACCCGGAAGACGGCCAAGCUGCGGGACAAGGCGGACCAGCUGGUCAAACAGCUGAUGGAUUUCGCCAACACAGAGAACCCCGAGCUGCGGACGGCACUGAAGAACAUGGCGGAGGAGAUGGCUAAGAUUCAGGAUUACCGCCACGCGCAGGUGGAACGCCUUGAAACCAAAGUGGUAAACCCAAUGAAAAUGUACGGUGUUUCGAUCAAGGACAAGCGAGCGGAAAUCAAGAAAUUCAAUGCAGUGAGGAACAAGGAAAUAAAAGAGUUACAGAAGCUGGAGAAGCUUCGUCACCGAUCGCCAUCCGACCGACAAAUGAUUUCUCAGUCCUCCAGUGAAGCUCAAAACAAGGCCGAAUCCAACGUCCAGAGAGCGUCAGUGGAUGCAGCCCGGACCACACAACAGCUAGAGGAGGCCAUUGACACCUUCCAGGAGCAGAAAAUUAAAGACAUUCAGAAAAUCUUCUCGGACUUCCUGACAGUUGAGAUGAUAUUUCACGCUCGGGCUCUUGAAGUAUACACCAGCGCCUUCCACAGCCUGCAGGACUGCGACCUGGAGAAAGACAUGGAGGAUUUCCGUGCCAAGAUCCAUAUUAACACCGGAACGCAAGACGCGCGACCGGUCAAUGCAACAAACCCUUCCUCCAAUGUCACUUGGAGUACGAGCUCUCUGAGCCUGCCCAGCAUCCUUCAGAGACAGACACAAGUAGAAGAAGAGGAUAGUGAUGAGGAUACGGAGGAUGAAGAGGAUGAGGAACCCACAAGAGUACAUUAUUCAAGAGUGAGAAAAUGAACCAAAUUUGAGGACUGUUAACCCCAUGACCCAGUCCUGAUACUCCUGUCCCUAGCAUUAUUCCUGACCACAGCGAUCCUUUUCCUCCUGACCCCUACACCAUACCCUACCACAGUGAUCCCGCCCUGAUCCUCCUGUCUCUAGCACCAUAACGGACCAUAGUGAUCCCAGUCCUGAUCCUUCUAUCCUCAGAACUGUACCAGACUACAAUGAUCCUGGUCCUGAUCCUCCUGUCCCCAUAACCAUACCAGACCACAGUGAUCCCCAACACCAUACCAGACCAUGGAGAUCCCGGUCCUCAUCCGUCUGUUCCUCAGACCAUACCAGACCACAAUGAUCCUGCUCCUCUUGUCCCCAACACCAUUCCUGACCACAGAGAUCCUGGUCCUGAUCCUCCUGUCUCUAGCACCAUACCUGACCAGUGAUCCCAGUCCUAAUUCUCCUGUCCCCAACACCAUACCAGAUCACAGUGAUCCCGGUCCUGAUCCCCCUGUCUCUAGCACCAUAUUUGAUCACCAUGAACUUGUUCCUCCUGUCCAUAGCACUAUACCUGACCACAGUGAUCUCCAACACCAUACCAGACUAUGGAGAUCCCAGUCCUGAUCCUUCUGUCCCCUAGGCCAUACCAAACCACAGUGAUCCCUGUCCCGAUCCUCCUGUUAUCAACACCAUACCUGACCACAGCGAUCCUGAUCCACCUGUCACCAACACCGUACCUGACCACAGUGAUCCCGAUCCACCUACCGCCAACACCAUACUGAAGGGGAGCCAAUCAGUGGGCUCGGCACUCCCGAUGUCCGCCGGCACCCGGCGAUCAUUUGUUACACAGGCAGAAUGGCAGUCUGACUAUGUAAACAAGGCAGAUUGCAGUUGUGUCACUAUGGAAGGCAUGGAUCCUGUGUUUCUGCAAAGCAGGGACACAGAUCUUUGCCUUCCACUAGUACAAGAACCUCCCCCACAGCAGUAAAGCACUGGCUAGGCACACAGUUAACCCUUUUGAUCGGCUCUGAUGUUAACCCCCUUCCCAGCCAGUGUCAUUAGUACA